GCCGCUGCCGCCCUAUCACGUUUCAGACGAAAACUUGCGGGAUAAAGUGUGUGGAAGGGCCAUCCAUGGAUAGAAACAUGGCAGAGGCAGCAGUUGAAACGCCUGCUGUGCGAUUUUUCUGCCACAAAUGUAACCAGGAAAUUAACCCUGUAUUACCGGAAUACAUUUGCCCCCGGUGUCAGUCGGGUUUCAUUGAAGAAUUGGCGCAGGGUCCCCCGGAUCACUCUAUUCGUCGUGUACGAAGCAGGGAGACUAUAGAGGACUCUGAUGAUGAUUUAGACCAUGCUGCACAAUUUAGAGAGCUUUGGAACAGUACGAUAAUGGAUGUGCUGCGGAGACUGGAUCGUGGUCCUGGUGGCAUGGUGGAGGAUAACCUGUCGCCAGAUGCACCGUCCUCGUCAGCUUCGGACUCCAUGGUGCGGCGGAGAUCACCGGGACGGGCGGGCCGCAGGCCACAUCCUGAAAGCCAGGGGAGGCAGCCCCUGGAAGGUAUCAUUCACCAGAUUUUUGCCAACCUCACUGGAACUACAGGUUUCAUCUCCAACCAAGGUCUUCCAGUCAGGCUGGUUAACCUGCAUGGCAACCCUGGAGACUAUGCCUGGGGCCGAGGGGGCCUGGAUGCUGUCAUAACACAGCUCCUGAAUCAACUGGACGGGACAGGGCCGCCUCCUUUAGCGAAAGACAAGAUUGAGCAGAUUCCCACUGUCAAGAUUGUCCAGGAGCAAGUUGACAAAUUGCUUCAGUGCACAGUAUGUAUGGAGGAGUUCAAGACUGGUGAACAAGUCAAGCGACUUCCCUGCCAGCAUCACUUUCAUCCAGACUGCAUCGUGCCCUGGCUGGAACUGCACGGUACAUGCCCUAUCUGCCGCAAGCUGCUGAAUGAGGAGGCUGGGUCGGAAUCGGCUUCUGCAGCCGGAAGCAGCACCAGUUCAGGCCCGUCAAGGGCAGCAGGUGCAGGGCCAUUGCCGCGCUCUCAGAGUGACCGUCAUGACGCAGCCAUGGCAGCACUGUUGCGCAUGCAUGGGGCACCCAGAAGUGCCCGCUCAUCCCAUCUACCGCCUCCUGCGGCCUCAGCCUCUUCGUCCUCGUCCUCUACCUCCUCGCAGCCGCCGACGAGCAGAGCUCGACGGCAGUCGCCUGCAAACUCUACGUCAUCGCGGCGAGGAAGCCACCCGGGCGGCAACCAGUACUCGGUGUACGACUUCAACGACGAGUGUGACUGAAACUUCUUGAGACGCCAGCAAACACCCCCAUGGAACUCCACAAGAAAAACACUUUUCCCCCUCUCCCAUCGGUGUGUUGCAGCUGGGACUGCAGUGCCGUGGAGAGAGAAGACUAGAUUGAUUGCAAAGAGGAAAAAAGAAAGUGAAGCGUUUUUAGGGAGCAGGAGGUGUCUGAAAAAAAUGGCCAUGGAGGCCCUGCCCUGGGCGUGGCCUAGUGUUCUACCCUUUCUCUUGUUGGACUUUGAAGAAGGGUUGUUGCUGUGUGUUUUUUUCUCUGUCCCACUUGGCCUUGUAUAGCUCGUAAAAUUUAUCUGGCAGGAAUGGCAUCGUUGCCUGUGGUGUGACGAGUGUAGCCGGUGUAAACUUGAGAGAAUGUGGCAGAUGAUGCCUGGAACUGAUUUCAGUUUAGGCUAAGGCUUUUCCUCAUCUGUUGCUCUGCAGGCUUGUUAAUGCUGAGUCUGAGUACUUUCUUGCAUUCUGUGGAGCAGGCAAGUUUCUCCGGUGCAGUGCUAGGAAAAAGUGGUGCGGCUCCCACGUGUGGGCUCGUGUGACUAGCCUGCAUGUAUACAGCUGGUGUGUGGGAUCUUUACGCAAGGCAUGGCAGGCCGUUAUUGGCUCUGUGAGUAAACUUCAACAGAUGGCUGCCUUCUUGGCAGCUGUGUGACCUUAACUUUGCCUAUGCCACGACUUCUGUCUAGUGAGCCUGAAGUAAAUAAAAAUGGGUGAGUGCCUGUGCUAUGCUGC
This is a messenger RNA of Dermacentor albipictus, 1967 nucleotides long. RefSeq names its product E3 ubiquitin-protein ligase Iruka (gene Iru). NCBI's taxonomy places the organism in Eukaryota, Metazoa, Arthropoda, Arachnida, Ixodida, Ixodidae. The record is from RefSeq and is a predicted model, not a curated record. Gene Ontology annotation, molecular function: ubiquitin protein ligase activity. Gene Ontology annotation, biological process: protein ubiquitination. Gene Ontology annotation, cellular component: cytoplasm.